CAUUAGUUGAAGUUUCUGAGAAUAUGUAUCAGAACGGGAAAGUUGUAAAUAGUAAUUUAGUAAAAUUUGGACAAAACGUGUUGAGAAAUUUCUGAGAUAAAUAAAAAGUGAUUUAUUUUACAUAAAGUGAUGAUUUAAAGUGAUGCAAAAACAUGAACUGAGUGCCUUAUAAAACAAAAAUCCAUCAUCGCAUUCUAUAACUCAACGCCAUUUUGAGGCGAAAUUUUGUAUUGUAAGUGCCAAGUAUUUUGCAAUAAUUUACAUUCUCGCAGUCAGAGGCGUGUUGUUAAUAAUUAUCGACUAAAGUGGACGUGAAACUGUAUCGUGUGUUUAAUGAUCAAUUAAAGAGUACAUAUGUGACAGUGAAGGAGAGUGGAUGCAGAGAUAGCGAGUGGCGCGGAGGAUGGCCCGGAACGGCGGGAGCGUUCUAAUUAACUGACGGACGCCGCCGGCUCACAGCUGGCGCAAGCGAUAAAAAUGCCGCGGCCUGGCAGUCUCAAGGACCCAGACAUUGCGGAACUAUUUAGUAAACAUGAUCCGGAGAAGAUAUUUGAGGACUUGCGCGAAAUUGGCCAUGGCUCAUUUGGCGCAGUCUACUAUGCUCGGUGCAAUCUCACCAAAGAGAUUGUUGCCAUCAAGAAAAUGUCUUACCUAGGGAAACAGAGCGAGGAGAAAUGGCAAGACAUAUUGAAAGAAAUAAAAUUUCUAAAGCAACUGGAACAUCCCAACACAAUAGAAUACAAGGGCUGCUACAAGCGUGAGCACACAGCAUGGCUUGUUAUGGAGUAUUGCGUUGGCUCUGCCUCCGAUAUCAUUGAGGUCCACAAACGUCCGCUGCGUGAAGAGGAGAUAGCUGCUAUAUGUGAGGGUGUGGUCUGCGGCCUGUCUUACUUGCACAGCCUGGGUAGGAUUCAUCGGGACAUCAAGGCGGGCAAUAUCUUGCUGACUGAGAAUGGAACAGUCAAAUUGGCAGACUUUGGCAGCGCUAGUAUUAAAUGCCCGGCUAACAGCUUCGUGGGAACACCGUACUGGAUGGCUCCAGAGGUCAUCUUGGCUAUGGAUGAAGGGCAGUAUGAUGGAAAGGUGGACGUGUGGUCUCUGGGCAUCACGUGUAUAGAGUUGGCGGAGCGCAAGCCGCCUUAUUUCAAUAUGAACGCGAUGUCUGCGCUUUACCACAUCGCACAGAAUGAUUCACCAACAUUACAAGCGCCGGAAUGGACGGAUACGUUUCGUUACUUCGUGGAGGCGUGCCUGCAGAAGAACCCCCAGGACCGGCCGUCGUCCACCAAGCUGCUGACUCACCCGUACAUCACGCGGCCGCGCUCCCCCAACGUCCUGGUCGACCUUAUCCAGCGCACCAAGGCAGCAGUACGAGACCUCGACAAUCUCAGCUAUAGGAAGAUGAAGAAGAUACUCAUGGUCGAUGCUGAUAAUGAGAGCGCUUUCGGCGACAGUGAAGAGACAGCGGAGGAGCGUUCUGGCGGGGACAGCUCCAAGUCGAACUCGGCGACGUCGGAGCACAGCGUGGCCGGCGCCUCCAGCCAGAGCUCCUCCUCCGGCAGCCUGCGCCGCAGACCGCAUCCCGUCAACAUUGUACCGCACAUUCUCAAUGCCAACCAUCAUGGCCAACAUCAACAACAGCCCCAGUACCAGCAGUUCAAUCACCAACACUCCACACACUCGGCCAGAGAGAGCGAGAGCCCCCUACCGGCGCCGCACGACGACUACGUCAACAGAGAUGCGCUGCGUGACUACGCAAAUAGAGAUUCUCUAUGCGACGACUAUAGUGAGGACUACGCGAACAGAGAGGCGAUCCGGGAGGCCCAACGUGAGAGGGAGAGGGAACGGCAGGCUAACGAGUACAGGGAGUAUGUGAAUGCUCCCUCCACCUGGCAGCAGGAUAGCGGAGAUGAUAAUAGGAACACCCAGCGACGUACUACCAGUAGAGGUGUUAGCAACAAUGUGUCUGCAGCCAUAUCUCUGGUGUCGGAGCACGGCGCGAAUAACUUCGCCACGAUACGAACAACAAGCAUUGUCACCAAGCAACAGAAGGAACAUAACCAUGAGACACACGAGCAGAUGUCCGGAUACAAGCGCAUGCGGCGCGAGCACCAGGCGGCGCUGGUGAAGCUGGAGGAGCGAUGCAAGGCGGACGUGGAGGCGCACAAAGCUCAACUCGACCGCGAGUACGACGCCCUGCUGCAGCAGCUCUCGCGAGACCUCGAGCGACUCCAGACGAAGCACGCGCAAGAGUUGGAACGCAAGCAGAAAUCGAACACGGCCGCUGAGAAGAAAUUGAUAAAGGAUAUAACGUCGCGACAAGAACAAGAGCGCAAGUCGUUCGAGGCUCAACGCAAGCGCGAGUACAAGGCCAACAAGGAGCGCUGGAAAAAGGAGCUCAGUAUGGAUGACGCAACUCCCAAGCGCCAGAGGGACGCCACGCUACAGUCACAAAAAGAUAAUUUGAAGCAAGCCGAGGAAGCGGAGCAGGCGCGGCUGGUGCGAUCGCAACGCGAGUACCUCGAACUGGAGUUGCGACGCUUCCGUCGUCGUCGCAUGCUCGCCACCCACCACAAGGAGCAAGAGCUGCUUAGAGAGGAGUUGAACAAGCGUCAGCAGCAGCUGGAGCAGGCACACGCGAUGCUGCUGCGUCACCAUGAGAAGACGCAGGAACUUGAGUACAGGCAGCAGAAGGGUGUGCAUGCACUAAGAGAGGAGCAGCUGGCCAACCAACACGCGACGGAGCUCGCCAACCAGCGCGACUACAUGCAGCGGCAGGAGCACGACCUGCGCAAGAAGCACGCGCUGCAGCUCAAGCAGCAGCCCAAGAGUCUUAAGCAAAAAGAGAUGCAGAUUCGUAAACAGUUCCGUGAGACGUGCAAGAUACAGACGCGUCAGUAUAAGGCAUUGAAAGCGCAAAUAUUGCAAAUGACCCCUAAAGAGCAACAGAAGGAGGUGAUCAAGGCGCUGAAGGACGAGAAGCGGCGUAAACUGGUGAAGCUGGGCGAGCAGUACGACCUCAGCAUCACCGACAUGCUGCAGAAGCAGACCAUCAAACUGGACGAGAGCCAGAUGAUGGAGUGCCAGCAGAAGAAGAUGCAGCUGGAGCAUGAGCUGGACAUGCUCACAGCGUACCAGAGCAAGAGCAAGAUGCAGGCGGAGGCGCAGCGCAACCGCGAGCGUCGCGAGCUCGAGGAGCGAGUCGCAGUUCGUCGCGCGCUGCUCGAACAGAAGAUGGAGUCGGAAUGCGCUCAGUUUAUGGCGGAGCGUGCGGAGCGCACUCGGCUGAUGCACGAGCGUCAUGAACAGGAGCUUGCGCACUUUGACAACGAGAGCGCUCGUCUCGGCUUCAGUGCGAUGGCGAUCGCGGAAGGCAGCCGAGAGGGGUACGGCGAGGAGGAGCAGUCUCUGUCUGGCUCCAUGCUGUCUCUCGCGCACAGCAACUCCUCCGCCAGCUUCCCCGCCGGCUCUCUCUAACACCGCACCCGCAGCCCUCGCCACACAAGCUAUGACGUCACCACUCACCACCACAGCGACGAAUUGGUGUCUCUUUGUUACAGAUCUUAAAGUCAUACAAUGAUUGUGUGUGUUGUCUCUUAGUAUUGUAUUUCGAUUACUCUCACUAAAUCUAAUUUAAGUUACCUUACUGUUAUACUACUGAAUAUGGUAGUGUGAGAUCGGAUUAGAUGCAAAUCUAGAUAGAAAAAAGAUUUCUUACAAUUUUUCGUAGUUUUGUGUCCGAGAUUAAUUUGAACUUUAUAAUUUUCAUUUGUGUGGAUGACGUCUCGUGAGUCGUGGUUAGGGGGCUUAUGGUGACAGAUGUUGAGACUGUGCGGCCCUCCCAAUUACUUUGCUUUAUCAAAUCUAAAUUACUUUAGGCUUUUUUUUAUUAUAUUUUUCGUUGUCUUCCAAAAUGUAUGCAAAAAAUUUACUAAAGUAAUUAACCGAAGGGAGAGGACGUUUCCUAUACACUAAGUUUAAUGCACUCCAAUUAUCUCUUAAAUGAAUAAGUGUGUUUGUAGUAUUUGAGAGUUUACAAACAGUAUAGCUUUAUCAAUAUAAUGCUUGAUAAGUUUUCUUUGCACACAUGAUAUGUAUGUAUGUAUGUAUGGAUGACACGUGGUGUUGAGAUAAUACUUCUAAUAGGAUUUAAACGGCGCGCAAUCCGCAACGUAGACUUGCCCAUGUAAUUAUACAAAUUAUAGUUUUUAUAUGAAAGUAUAGUGGAUUUUUUAUACUUUUUGUAACUUUAAUCAAGUUUGACAGAAAGUAUAAAUUAAUCGUACAUCCAAUAUCUCGAACUUUUUUUGUGAAACAAUU
This is a messenger RNA of Papilio machaon (common yellow swallowtail), 4320 nucleotides long. RefSeq names its product serine/threonine-protein kinase Tao (gene Tao). The record is from RefSeq and is a predicted model, not a curated record. Lineage: Eukaryota; Metazoa; Arthropoda; Insecta; Lepidoptera; Papilionidae. The transcript is spliced from 21 exons. Gene Ontology annotation, biological process: protein phosphorylation. Gene Ontology annotation, molecular function: ATP binding; protein kinase activity. The coding region runs from base 478 to 3477 and encodes 999 amino acids.